AUGUUUGCAGUGCUGCUUGCUUUGAUCAACUGCAUGAGUAUGAAAUUUGUCACAUUUGUGCAGAAUUUUUUCACUGUUGCAAAACUGGCGGCUUUGGCACUGAUUAUUGUGACUGGAAUCAUACUUCUAAUCCACGGAGAUCCGUAUCGAGACUCAUUUGAAGACGUCUGGGAAGGUUCAAAGUGGGAACCUGGCGAAAUUGCCCUUGCAUUUUAUUCCGGUCUUUGGGCUUAUAACGGAUGGAACUACUUGAAUUUUAUCACAGAAGAACUCAUCAAUCCUACAAGAAAUCUGCCCUUAGCUAUAGCAAUCAGUUGCUGUAUUUGCACAAUUGUUUAUGGAAUGACCAACGUUGCAUUUUAUGCAGGAAUAUCGCCUGACCAGCUGCUUGCAUCAAAUGCUGUCGCCGUCGAUUUCGCUGACCAUUACUAUGGGAUCUUCGCAUGGAUCAUGCCAGUUUUGGUGGCGUUUUCAUGCUUCGGCACAGUGAACGGUAUUAUGCUCACAUCAUCACGAUUAUUUUACGUUGCCGGACGUUAUGGACAUAUGCCACGCGUGCUGAGCUUUAUUAAUCCUCAUCUCAAUACUCCCAUUCCUGCUGUUCUUUUCACUGCGGUAUUGUCAUGCGCGUAUUUGCUUCUCUCCGACAACAUUUACACGCUUAUUAAUUAUGUGCAAAUUGUGAAUUUCUUAGCGAUUGGUGUCGCUAUCGCUGGACUCCUGUACCUGAGGGUGAAACAACCGCCGAAGAAGUAUCCAAGACCACUGCAAGUGAACCUGUUUUGGCCGAUAUUGUUUUUGUUCGGAUGUAUAUUUCUGGUCGUAUUCCCAAUAUACCAAGCACCAGUUGACACAGGUAAUCAUUCAAAUUCGAACUGCCCAAGCAAAGUUCCAAUUUAA
This is a messenger RNA of Gongylonema pulchrum, 900 nucleotides long. The record is from the annotation of a GenBank genome assembly. NCBI's taxonomy places the organism in Eukaryota, Metazoa, Nematoda, Chromadorea, Rhabditida, Gongylonematidae.